CGCAAACACCGAGCCACUCUGGACGACGUGGCCCAACAUCAAUUGAGUCAACUUGCCAUAUCAUCCUCCUAGCAACCCUCGAGGGCCCAAUUCAGAUUCUAGCACCCAUCUGUCGCCUCCGUCGCUACAGUUCAUCCCCGCUUCACUUUGGCUGCCUAACACCCCUUCCGACUUGAUCAGACAUGGCGAACGACGAAUACGAUUUCCUAUUCAAAGUCGUUCUCAUAGGAGACUCCGGCGUCGGUAAAUCCAACCUACUCAGCCGAUUCACCAGAAACGAAUUCAAUCUCGACUCCAAAUCCACAAUCGGUGUUGAAUUUGCAACUAGAUCAAUCCAGGUGGACACAAAGACAAUCAAGGCGCAGAUCUGGGAUACUGCGGGACAAGAAAGAUAUAGAGCCAUCACAUCUGCAUACUACCGUGGAGCCGUGGGUGCCCUCCUUGUCUACGAUAUCAGCAAGCACCAAACAUACGACAAUGUCACGAGGUGGCUGAAAGAGCUUCGGGAUCAUGCGGACGCCAAUAUUGUGAUCAUGUUGGUCGGAAACAAGAGUGAUUUGCGCCACUUGCGAGCAGUUCCUACUGAAGAGGCCAAGCAAUUUGCCAGCGAGAACAACCUGUCAUUUAUCGAGACGUCCGCACUCGAUGCUAGCAACGUCGAACUCGCCUUCCAGAACAUCCUCACAGAAAUCUACCGAAUUGUCUCAAGCAAGGCACUCGACCAGGGUGAUGGGGCGCAGGCGCCAACUGGCGGUGUGAAGAUUGACAUGACGCCUUCAGGGGCACCGGAUGCCAAAGGAAACAAGUGUUGCUAGAACUGCCAUUCCUUUCACGAAGUCUCGGAGAGCAUGGCGUCGUCCAACCGGCGCAAGCCUGAGUUUGGUACAUGUAUUGAUGUGAACAUGAAUCCAUCGUAUGGUUCAUUUGCCGAUGGAAUGGCUAUGGGAGUAGAUUAAUUGGGCAGUGAAGGGCUUUUUACUUCGCACGCAAUUGAAAUGAUACAGAAAAGAGCCAUGCAGCAUCUAUCAUUUCUACAUUGCCUCUACGUUAUUAUCCAACUAUUGCAGAUUGCUUGCCCCGCGCUCUUACGACGAACAGCUUGCGAACUGCAUUUAGGGUCAAAGGCUACGUUAUGUAGGCGCAUUCGCGAAUCUCAUGCUGCCUGGAGCAAGGGAUGAUGCGUUGUUGGGACUGAGGAUCACCUGUGAACAUCAACAGCAUAGUCAUUGAGUACGAGGGCAGGAGAGCAGAAGUAGAAGGGCUCUUGAACUG
Messenger RNA from Exophiala xenobiotica, 1272 nucleotides. RefSeq lists its product as uncharacterized. The record is from RefSeq and is a predicted model, not a curated record. Gene Ontology annotation, biological process: exocytosis. Gene Ontology annotation, molecular function: GTPase activity; GTP binding. The transcript is spliced from 3 exons. The coding region runs from base 183 to 815 and encodes 210 amino acids. Lineage: Eukaryota; Fungi; Ascomycota; Eurotiomycetes; Chaetothyriales; Herpotrichiellaceae. Gene Ontology annotation, cellular component: recycling endosome.